Messenger RNA from Dermacentor andersoni, 3089 nucleotides. NCBI's taxonomy places the organism in Eukaryota, Metazoa, Arthropoda, Arachnida, Ixodida, Ixodidae. The record is from RefSeq and is a predicted model, not a curated record.
AUACCUUUAUUUGGUGGCUUCAUAAAAAAUACGCGGUCACGGCGGUGAGCUGGGAAGCCACAGGCUCCUCAGACGCCAUAAUCAUCCCGAAACAAAUACGCGUCUGGUGAUGGCGUGCCGCCUACGGCGUACACGAAGGACGCACAGAAGGCGUUCGGCACGCAAGCGAGAUACGUCAGCUGGUUCGAGGAGUGCCUGCGUGCCCGGCGGCCAGUGGAUAUUUGUAAAGCUUGCGCGCUUCCCGAGUAGGCGUAGCAGGAAAGCGAGCCAACAUCGGGCCACAGGAUCGCCGCCACCCACCGCGAAAACAAUGGACACAGCCAGCCUCGUGAGAGCGGCGAAGGAGAACUUGCGUCUUCGGAUUGAGUGAAACAAUGGGAAGGCAGCUCGAACGGAACAGCGAGGAGCGUACGGCAGGAGAGGAGGCGGCACCGUUACGAAUCGCGUUUGCCGCCGAGCGCGUCGUUUUCCGACGCCGAGCCCGCCCGCCUCGCGGCGAACGAAAGACCAUCAGGCGAUAACGUCGGAGAGCGCGCGCGCGCGUCGCGAAGUGGGUCACGCAAAAUCGCCACUCACGAUACGUGGAUGAAGAAAGGUAGACGGGGGUGAGGUGUUGUGCGGAGCUGCAGCGCACGCGAGUGGAGACGAACAACGGCAAGGCCGAGAACAGCGGGAAUGUCCAAACGCCGAAGCACGCCCAGGCGCGGUCACUGCACGAAUAAUCGCCGGCUCGACGAGAGAAGAGGCGACGCUUCCGGCGAGAGAACGGAGCCGCGACUGAAGGCGGCGGUGAGCGGCGGCGCUGCCGACGCCCCCGGAUCGCGACGUCACGCGUGACGUGACCUUUCAGGCACCGCCUACUACAAAGCCCCGCCUCUAUCGAGGACGACGGCUGGUGGGGGAGAAGGGGCGAUGGGGGUGACAGCGGCGGCAGGUUUCGUGUCGACCGCGGCAGCUUUGCCUUCGAAAAACGCUCCGUUUUAGACCGCUCGAGAAAAAAUUUCGAACGCAUCAGUUUCGAUCGGCUCUUGGCUCCGUGGGCCAAAGAGAAAGAAAGCGUAUAGUAGACUGUUCGCGGUGUUUGCCCAGGUGUAUACCUUCGGCAAGGACAACGUCGGUCUUUUUCGUGCUCUCUGUUCACUAAACGGCGUUGUAGGUUUGAAGAUUGACAGAACGAAAAUAAUAAAGAAUGAGAGAGAAGAAGGAGAAAAGAGUGCCGCUCUCAGCACAGCUGGCGUUGCCGCCUAGCUCUUGAGUGGCGCGGCGCGAGAGAGGCGAGGUGGCGUGGUGAGGGGGUGGCUGCCGCGGCGGCGUCGGAGGUGGCGGAUUCGACGCCCCUCUCAUUAUCCGGGCCGGUCCGUUCUCCGGGGCCGGCGAAUGGCGGCGUCUUCGGGGCCCACGUCACGGCCCCGGCGCCGCUAUGGCGGCGCCGGCGGCGCCCCCGACGCGAGAAUAGCUAAUCACCACCGGCACCCCCCACCUUCCCGUCACUCUCGCAUCGCGCUUCGGCCCCCCCGACUGCGCGCGUGAAGGCCCCCGGCGGCGCUCGGCUGUGUGCGUGCGUGCGUGCGCAGGGGGGCCCGUCAUUUUCGCGCGGCGUAGGCACGCCUCCGGCCACCACAGCAGCAGCAGCAUCCGCGCGUCGCGUCGGCAUCGCUCUCUCACGCGCCUGUGCGAGUGUGUGCGUCUGUGUCGCGGCCGUGUCGCGCCUGCCGGCGCCCCACAGAGCCGUGGCGGCUGAGCACGGUGACAGAGCGGCGGGCUGCCCCUCGCUGCCUCCUGCGCCGCCGCCGCUGCCGCCGCUGGAAAUGCGCUCGUCGCCGGCCGAAGCCGCCGCUGCCGCAGCCGCCGCGAUGGCUUUCCAGCCGUUCCUGCGACCGACGCCGCCGGACUUCUCGGUGCACUCGUUGCUCAGCGGCGCCGCCAGUGCCCAGGCCGCGCCGUACUUCGCAGCGGCGGCCGCCGGAUUUCCCGCCGCUGCCGCCGCGCUGUUCCCCAAGUUGCACCCGGGGCCGGGACCCCCGCCGCUGUCGGCCGAGGAGUUGCUCGCCGCGGCCGCGGCCCACCGCGGCGGACCUUUGUUGCGACCGCCCCCCGGGCUGGAGCCCGAAGACGACGGUGUGCAAGACGACCCUAAGGUGACGCUCGAGGCCAAGGACCUGUGGGAGAGGUUUCACACGUUCGGCACCGAGAUGGUCAUCACCAAGUCUGGCCGGCGGAUGUUCCCCGCCUACAAGGUGCGUGUCUCCGGCCUGGACAAGAAGUCCAAGUAUAUCCUCCUCAUGGACAUUGUGGCUGCCGACGACUGUCGGUACAAGUUCCACAACAGCCGGUGGAUGAUCGCCGGCAAGGCCGACCCCGAAAUGCCCAAGCGGAUGUACAUCCACCCGGACUCCCCGUCGACCGGAGAGCAGUGGAUGCAGAAGGUGGUCUCCUUCCACAAGCUCAAACUCACCAACAACAUCUCCGACAAGCACGGAUUUCAGACCAUCCUGAACUCGAUGCACAAGUACCAGCCGCGGUUCCACCUGGUGCGGGCCAACGACAUCCUCAAGCUGCCCUACAGCACCUUCAGGACGUACGUGUUCAAGGAGACAGAGUUCAUCGCCGUCACUGCUUACCAGAACGAGAAGGUACGUGCCCUAUUCUUCCUGUGCCAAAAGCCUUCAAAAGUGCCUCGAGCGGCCAGUCGCUGCAAUAUUGCGCGUAUUCGUGGGCUUCUUUCACGCUCGGAAAAGCACUUUUAUGUAGCACGUAUUCAGUAACAGCAAGCUGUAUCGGAAGUUUUACAGCGAAGCUGUAUAUAGCUAGCCUUCUGGCGGUGGUUGAUGUCCGCCAGUCUACGCGUCGCGUCGACACGAAAAAAAAAAAUUUCGUCCCCAAUGUCUCGCGAACGCUCUGUAGCUCUCAAUCUAAUGUAAGCAUCUUGGAAAAACUUAUACUGAAAUUGGCCACUAAGACGACUCUAUCAUUACGCCAAGUUUCAUUUACUCGCUCACAGUGAAGUUAUGAAUAUCGUGGAAUUCCCGUCUGCCAUGCGGCGGUAUUUCCACACGUCAUUAUUUCAUAAAGGAAUAAGAAUAAAUCAC